Blepharisma stoltei is the source of this 1380-nucleotide messenger RNA. NCBI's taxonomy places the organism in Eukaryota, Ciliophora, Heterotrichea, Heterotrichida, Blepharismidae. The record is from the annotation of a GenBank genome assembly.
AUGUCGGUAUCAAGAUUUUUGAUGCUCCUUGUAGCUGUAUCGUUUGCUUAUUUUAAAAUCCCAUUAAAGAAGCUUAAUAAGGAGGCAUUGGUAAAUUCAACCUCCACUGAUUUACCUACAACUCAAUCAAUGUCAAGUUCUUUAUUAUACAAUUAUUACAAUCUGCAAUAUAUAGCUGACAUCUAUGUAGGCUCAAGUCUUAAGUGGUUUAGUGUCUUAGUCAGCACUACAUCUCCACACCUUUGGAUUCCUUCUACAUCAUGCAUAUAUUGCCAUGCCUCUUUUAGUUAUUUUGAUCCCUCUACCAGUUCUACUUAUAAGUAUAUUGGAUCAAACUAUAAAGCAAGCUAUAGCUUCGGCUAUGCUAAAGGAGAUUUAAGCUCUGAUAUCUUUGGGAUUGGGGAUGAUACUUUCAUUUAUGUUUACGACCAAAAGUUUAUUCUAGCCCAUGAAGAUUCAGGUUUCGACGCAGCAUAUUUUGAUGGGGUUUUGGGAUUAGAGUAUGGCUACUUGUCUUUUGGGUAUCCUACUUUUCUCGAUAAAUUAAAAGCACAGGGACAGAUUUCCCGAAAAUUAUUUUCUGUUUAUUUAAAUGACAACUAUUUUCUGGGCUCUUCGUAUGACGGCUCUGCGAUAACCUUUGGAGGUUAUGACUUAGCUGCCUAUUCUUCAAGCUCGUCAGUAAAAUAUGUUUAUUUGGAUAAGAAUAAUGGAAAGUGGCAGCUGAAACUAUCGAAAUUAUAUGUGGAAGGCUGGAGUAUAUCAUCUGGCACUUUUACAGCUAAUUUUGAUGUUGGAAAUGGCUUGAUAGUUGCUCCUCCAACGGAGUUUUACAACAUUACUAGUGAUAUAGCGCUAUAUGGAGAUUGUUGGUGGAGUGGUGGAUUCUUGAAUUGUGACUGUGGAUUUUCUUAUUCAAUUUAUGAUUAUCCAAUUAUAAGCUUUAAGCUAGGAUCAUAUUAUACUUUUGGCUUGAAUCCUUGGGAUUAUUUCUAUCAAGCAGAUUCGACUACAUGCAUUUUACUUUUUGGAAUGGGCACUGAUAGUAUCACUUGGAAUUUAGGAGAUCCAUUUUUCAGAAAAUAUUAUACAAUUUUUGAUGCAGACUAUGCAAUGAUAGGAUUUGCAGAUGCAUUGAGGUAUUCAACGACCGCCCUAGCAGCUAAUACAAGUUCAAUCAAUAAAAUUAAAACUGUUGAUAGAGAAGCUCUCAUUCAAAAGGAAAAAAGUGACCAAAGUGGAGCUGAAAAUUCUACAAGUAUUUACUACUGGGCUAUUUCUGGCAUCUUGCUUGCCUGUCUUUCAGGGUUUAUCUAUCUCUCGUACAAGAUAAAGAGGGCAAGUGAUCAAGGAAUUCCCUACCACAAGAUUUCUGCUUAA